Messenger RNA from Topomyia yanbarensis, 1506 nucleotides. RefSeq lists its product as uncharacterized. The transcript has a single exon. The annotation marks the transcript as partial. The record is from RefSeq and is a predicted model, not a curated record. Lineage: Eukaryota; Metazoa; Arthropoda; Insecta; Diptera; Culicidae.
UUUUCCACUUCGUCUAUUAUAAACUCUCCAGAUAGAGACGAGGAUCGGACAGUGGCCAAGGAGGACACAGACCAGUCUGGCGGAGCAACCGGUGGGUUGAAGGUCUCCGAGAACAAAACAAGAGGAACAGGAAGAACUCAUAACUUAAGCGGAGCGGCGAAGAAACGCUAUGGGUGGCUGCUGAGAAACGGCCACAAACACACUGAAGCGCUAGAAUUGGCAAAAAUCCCAAUAGGGAAGGCACCAUCUAAGCGACAGCGUUCGACGGACACGGAGUCGCCGAACAACAGUCGGUGCAGGAAGGAACCGCAACCGAAAAAGAUCAAGAAUCAGGAUCCUAGACAGACACUGGAAACUGAGCAGCGCCCAACAUUCAACAAAAUAGCCAAGUCGUACUCGAUGGCCAUCUUUCCGGUUGGGCACCCUGCAAAUACCCUCAGCCAUGAACAACUGAAUGCUACUCGAUGCGCGCUGAUCGAUAGCGUCGUGGAGCAGAGCUCAAGCAAUACGAGACCCAAGUUUGGGAAGUGCACCUACAAACAAGGGUAUCUCGAAAUCUUCUGUGUAGACAAAGAUACAGCUAAGUGGCUGAAGGAUGCAACAGCUGUAAUCAAGCCCUGGGAAGGCGCUUCAUUGGAAGCUGUUGAAGCGUCGCAGAUUUCAAAACAAGCGCUUUACAUCGGGUAUUUCCCCGACAGCAUCGACAGGUCCGAUGGGAACAUCCUCCGCCUGGUGCAGAAUCAGAACGACAAUUUCUACACAGAACGCUGAAAGGUCGUGAAGAGAACUACGGUCCUCCAAAUGGUAGAGCUCCUGUUGGUGGUAGAUGAGGCUUCAGUGAAACUGAUAACCUCCCAACACAACCAGGGCCGGCGGAUAGCGUGGGUAGUAUGGGUAAUACUACCCACUCGAAAAUAACCGAGUGGGUAAUUACCCACUCGAAAUUUUGGACAUUUUCGUAAAUUUGAAAUUUGCCACGUAUGUACGUAUCGGGCACACAUUUGAAAAUAUCGAUGCACAACAACUUCAUUUACACAAACACACUGCAAGUGAUUUAAUGUAAAUGUAAUGCAAGCGUGUGUAUUGCGAAAAUGAGACAAAUCCCUAUUCUAUUACCCUCACCUUAUGCUUACUACCCACUCGUGCUAAAAGUGUAACGCCGGCCCUGAACACAACAAGCUGAACUACGUAUUCGGAAUGGCUAGAAUGCGCCAGCUGAAGGGGGGCCCGACCAUCGCCAAACGUGAAAGUUCUAGGCAAGCAUGGUCUGUAAAAGCUCCUAUGGGUGACCCAACACGGAGCACCUCACAACGGACUUGUGGACUGAUCAUAGCAAGCCUGCAGCAACGGUAACGAGUGCAUCGGCGGCAGCCCGUCUUACGAGCAAAACACAAAAGCACUCUACUGUAUGCGGCUCACGAACUGAUACGCAAGGUAGAGAUGGUUGGGUUCGGGUUUUUGGACCCGAAACCCGGACCCGACCCGAACCCGACGGGUUUCGGGUCA